CGGAAUAUUAUUGAUCCGUGUUUAACCGGAUAUUAUACACUUUAUCCAAUACGUCGCCAUUUUAACGCAGAAGAAACCGGCACGCACGCACUUGUACAAUUUGCUAGAAUUUGAAAGCACAAGAAAAAUAUAAUGGCUGACGGAGCAAAUGAGGACUUGCAAACUGCCAUCCUUAAACGUAAAGACAGACCUAACAGGCUCCUUGUUGAAGAAGCUAUCAAUGAAGAUAAUUCAGUUGUCUCCCUUUCACAGGGAAAAAUGGAUGAGUUACAGUUAUUCCGUGGUGACACAGUACUCCUUAAAGGAAAAAGACGAAGAGAAACUGUAUGCAUCGUCUUGUCUGAUGACACAUGUUCAGAUGAUAAAAUCAGAAUAAACAGAUGUGUAAGGAACAAUCUACGAGUGAGGAUAGGAGACAUAGUCAGUAUACAAGCUUGUCCAGAUGUGAAGUAUGGAAAGAGGAUUCAUGUUUUACCAAUUGAUGACACAAUCGAAGGUUUAGCAGGAAACAUCUUUGAAGUAUUUCUUAAGCCAUAUUUUUUGGAAGCCUACAGACCCAUUAAGAAAGGAGAUAUUUUCAUAGUACGAGGUGGUAUGCGUGCUGUAGAGUUCAAAGUGAUAGAAACAGAUCCAAGUCCAUACUGUAUUGUGGCACCAGAUACUGUUAUACACUGUGAAGGGGAUCCAGUCAAAAGAGAGGAAGAAGAGGAGGCCCUGAAUGAGGUUGGCUAUGAUGACAUUGGUGGAGUUAGAAAACAGUUGGCACAGAUUAAAGAAAUGGUAGAACUACCUCUAAGACAUCCACAACUGUUUAAAGCUAUUGGUGUUAAGCCACCACGUGGAAUUUUGUUGUAUGGUCCUCCUGGAACUGGUAAAACUUUGAUAGCCAGAGCUGUUGCUAAUGAGACUGGAGCUUUCUUUUUCCUAAUCAAUGGUCCUGAAAUCAUGAGUAAAUUGGCUGGUGAAUCAGAGAGUAACUUGAGGAAAGCCUUUGAAGAAGCGGAGAAAAAUUCUCCAGCUAUUAUCUUCAUUGAUGAAUUAGAUGCUAUUGCACCAAAAAGAGAAAAGACACAUGGUGAAGUUGAGAGAAGAAUAGUGUCCCAGUUGUUGACCCUUAUGGACGGUUUGAAGCAAAGAGCCCAUGUGAUUGUAAUGGCAGCAACCAACAGGCCCAACAGUAUUGAUGGUGCACUCAGAAGAUUUGGUCGUUUUGAUAGAGAGGUAGAUAUUGGAAUACCUGAUGCCACUGGAAGAUUAGAAAUUCUUAGAAUUCAUACAAAGAACAUGAAAUUAGCUGAUGAUGUAGAUUUAGAACAGGUAGCAUCAGAAACACAUGGACAUGUAGGAGCUGAUUUAGCUGCCUUGUGUUCAGAAGCUGCUCUUCAACAAAUCCGAGAGAAGAUGGAUCUUAUUGAUCUGGAGGAUGAAUCUAUUGACGCUGAAGUAUUGGAUGCUUUGGCUGUGACAAUGGAUGAUUUCAGGUGGGCUCUAAGCAAGAGUAAUCCAAGUGCUCUAAGAGAAACAUCAGUUGAAGUACCAAAUGUUAGCUGGGAGGAUGUUGGUGGUCUAGAAAACGUUAAGAAAGAAUUACAGGAACUUGUACAGUAUCCAGUUGAACAUCCAGAAAAGUUUUUGAAGUUUGGUAUGACCCCAUCAAAAGGAGUAUUGUUUUAUGGACCUCCAGGUUGUGGUAAAACUUUACUAGCCAAAGCUAUCGCUAAUGAAUGUCAGGCUAACUUCAUCUCUAUCAAAGGACCAGAAUUAUUAACCAUGUGGUUUGGAGAAUCGGAAGCUAAUGUCAGAGAAAUAUUUGAUAAGGCAAGAUCAGCGGCUCCUUGUGUUUUGUUCUUUGAUGAAUUAGACUCCAUAGCUAAGGCUCGAGGUGGAAACAGUGGUGAUGGAGGUGGAGCUGCAGACAGAGUUAUUAAUCAGCUUUUGACAGAAAUGGAUGGUAUGAGUGCAAAGAAAAAUGUCUUUAUUAUUGGUGCAACUAACAGACCAGACAUCAUAGAUCCUGCCAUACUCCGACCUGGACGUCUUGACCAGCUGAUCUAUAUUCCCUUACCAGAUCUUAAAUCAAGAAUUCAGAUUCUUAAAGCAAACUUGAGAAAGUCACCAAUUUCUAGGGAUAUUGAUUUAGACUACUUAGCAAAGGUAACAGAAGGUUUCAGUGGUGCUGAUUUAACAGAAAUUUGUCAGAGAGCAUGUAAAUUAGCCAUCAGACAGUGCAUUGAAGCUGAAAUCAGAAACGAGAGAGAGAGACAAGCUAAUCCUGAUGCAGAUAUGGAAACAGAAGAUUAUGAUCCAGUUCCAGAAAUUACAAGAGCUCAUUUUGAAGAGGCCAUGAAAUUUGCAAGAAGAUCUGUUAGUGAUAAUGAUAUCAGAAAAUAUGAAAUGUUUGCCCAGACACUUCAACAGAGUCGAGGAUUCGGUGGCAAUUUCAGCUUCCCUGGAAGUGGAGGAUCAAGUCAGCCAAACCAAGGUGGAUCAGGGGGAGGUAACUUCCAGGACGAUGGUGAUGAUGACCUAUACAGUUAAACGUUGUUAGACAUUUCAUGUUACAUAAUUUAUUCUCAAAGUUGUUAAUAUUUUGGUGACAAAACAAUAGAAACCAUUUAUCAUUCAUUCUGUGGAGAAACAUGUCAUCCUAAAACAUUUAUCCUGCUAAGAAUGCACAAUAUUUUUAGUUGUUUUCUGUUUUAAGUUUUUGUAAAUUUAAAAGUUAAUAUAUGCUUUAGUUAUAUACUGAGAACUGGUCAAAGUGAAUGUCAGGUUGCAUGAAAGAUAUGAAUGGGAAUCAUAAAAACAAAGAAUUGGUGCAGAACAUAAUAUUUGUAAUGUGCAUUUGUCGUUUUUUCAUGAACAAAUUCAUUGUGAAAAUAUAUUUAUGUCUGAAUAUUUUUGUGAAAUAUAGAAAGCCAAGUACAUGUCAGUUAUCUUAUAUAUUUUGACAUAACUGAAGCAGGGUGAAGAACUGUGUCAAUUGUCAUCACCAGAAGAGGUUUUUUUCUAAAUAAAAAUACAACAUCA
Molecule: messenger RNA, 3030 nt
Organism: Mytilus trossulus (common blue mussel)
Lineage: Eukaryota; Metazoa; Mollusca; Bivalvia; Mytilida; Mytilidae
Product: transitional endoplasmic reticulum ATPase
Exons: 18
Coding region: 133-2538 (801 amino acids)
Biological process (GO): retrograde protein transport, ER to cytosol; mitotic spindle disassembly; autophagosome maturation
Cellular component (GO): cytosol; nucleus; VCP-NPL4-UFD1 AAA ATPase complex
Molecular function (GO): ATP binding; polyubiquitin modification-dependent protein binding; ATP hydrolysis activity
Source: RefSeq, a predicted model, not a curated record